Molecule: messenger RNA, 441 nt
Organism: Cryptococcus wingfieldii CBS 7118
Lineage: Eukaryota; Fungi; Basidiomycota; Tremellomycetes; Tremellales; Cryptococcaceae
Product: glycine-rich RNA binding protein
Exons: 5
Coding region: 1-441 (146 amino acids)
Molecular function (GO): RNA binding
Source: RefSeq, a predicted model, not a curated record
AUGAAGGACCGUGAGACCGGUCGAUCCCGAGGUUUCGGUUUCGUUACCUACGGUACCCCCCAGGAGGCUGAGGCUGCUAUCGCUGCCAUGAACGAGCAGGAGCUCGACGGCCGACGUGUCCGAGUCAACCUCGCCAACUCUCGAGGUGCCGGUGGUGGUGGUGGUGGUGGCUACGGUGGUGGCUACAACUCUGGCUACGGUGGCGGUUACGGCGGUGGCCAGGGCGGCUACGGCGGUGGCCAGGGUGGCUACGGUGGUGGCCAAGGCGGCUACGGUGGUGCCCAGCAGGGUGGUUACCAGUCCGGCGGCUACGGUGGCCAGGGUGGCUACGGUGGUGGCCAAGGCGGCUACGGUGGUGCCCAGCAGGGUGGCUACCAGUCCGGCGGCUACGGUGGUGAGCAGCAGGGCGGUGCCCAGGGCGGUUACGGUGGCGGCUACUAA